This is a messenger RNA of Aureobasidium musti, 567 nucleotides long. NCBI's taxonomy places the organism in Eukaryota, Fungi, Ascomycota, Dothideomycetes, Dothideales, Saccotheciaceae. The record is from the annotation of a GenBank genome assembly.
AUGUCUUCCGCUGCGCAACAGUACACCUGGUUGUGGUGUGACAACCACAAGAAAGUCACCGAGUGGUUCUUAAAUGAUCCCGACCAUCACGAUUACCCAUUCUUCUACUCGUCAUUCAUCAACACCGUCAAUCGUACUUGGCACAUCUUCCUCCACAAAGCCAGAACCAAAAAACUACAGUCCCACGAACUGCUCAUGAUCAAAUGUUUCUGCAAGAAGAAAAUCCCCGCAGCUCUGAUGAUCGAAACAUUGAAGGAGUACAACAAGUACAUUGGUGGGACGAGAGGAGGUUUGAAGAGUAAAGGCUUGAUCAAGUUUGGAAAUNNAAACCCCCUGGCUAUCAAGGUUGGAGAGACCGAGCUCCACCAUUACAUCACAAAGCACUUCGAGAAGCACGGUUACGUCCAAGAUAGCAGCGCAGAGGAUGAAGACAUAGGGGACGAAGAGAUGGUGGAUGCUGAGACUGAGACUGCACCCACUGGAGCUGCCAACGAGAACAACAAGGUCACAUUUGAACUCGCUAUUGUUGGAGGCAAGAAGACCGAUGAGGAUUUGGAUAUGGCUUGA